AUGCCAUUUUUCAGCCAUAAAGUCAUGCUGGCGCACCCCUCUCGAGGGCUCUUCAAGAAAGAGAAGCCCAGCGAUAGCCACCAGACAGUCUCUGCCAGCAAGCCUAAACAUCCCAGACAAGGGGAACCCGCCACUUCCCCACCUGUCCCCGAUGCGCGAGGCGAAGACAUUAUCCGAUCGUCCCCCGCAACAGGUGCGGACACCGAGACGGAGGACUCGCAUGGAUCGUUUCAGAAGCAGAGCUCGAAGAUGAGCUCGAAAGAUGAGCGCGAUGCCACGCCCGCAAAUAAAUCAGAAGAUGCGCCCGGAGAUGAUGCCCAAGGCAAGCCCAACGAUGACGCGCAGUACAAACGGACAGCUCUUUGGAGCGCAGCGUACGAGAAGCUCGGUAGCGAAGAGCGCGACCUGCUCAAACGUUAA
This is a messenger RNA of Aspergillus brunneoviolaceus CBS 621.78, 420 nucleotides long. RefSeq lists its product as uncharacterized. NCBI's taxonomy places the organism in Eukaryota, Fungi, Ascomycota, Eurotiomycetes, Eurotiales, Aspergillaceae. The transcript is spliced from 2 exons. Bases 1 to 420 code for a protein of 139 amino acids. The record is from RefSeq and is a predicted model, not a curated record.